Messenger RNA from Erigeron canadensis, 3071 nucleotides. RefSeq names its product small RNA 2'-O-methyltransferase. The transcript has 10 exons. Gene Ontology annotation, molecular function: S-adenosylmethionine-dependent methyltransferase activity; RNA methyltransferase activity; O-methyltransferase activity. Lineage: Eukaryota; Viridiplantae; Streptophyta; Magnoliopsida; Asterales; Asteraceae. Gene Ontology annotation, cellular component: nucleus; cytoplasm. Gene Ontology annotation, biological process: RNA methylation; siRNA processing; piRNA processing. Bases 202 to 2844 code for a protein of 880 amino acids. The record is from RefSeq and is a predicted model, not a curated record.
CAAAUACUUUUCUUUCUUGAAUUCCAACCAAACCCCACUUCUUAAAAAGCAUCAAAUUCUCAUAAUCUUUCACAAAACCUACAAAACCCUAAGUUGUUUUUCAUUGUUAUCCCCUUUUGUUUGCAUUGCAAAUGUUAUAGCUGUUUAUCCAUCUUGUCAAAAUUCGUUGCAAAGAGGUAAUUUCUAUUAGAGAAUCAUACAAUGGUGACAGGAGGUUCGUCAAAUAAGGAAGUUGUCAAUCCUAAGGCAAUUAUACACAAGAGAUUUGGAGAUAAGGCGCGUUAUAAUGUGGAGGAAAUUCAAGAGUUUGCAUCAAAUGGAUGCCCCGGACUGGCUAUUCCACAGAAAGGUCCUUGCCUAUACCGUUGCUGCUUGGAACUCCCUGAAUUUAGUGUUGUGUCGGAUAUCUGCAAGAGAAAGAAGGAAGCAAUGCAAUCUGCUGCAGAAAAGGCCCUAGAGAAGUUAACUGACCCUCCUGUUGAAGAUCCAGCAGAUCAAUUGAUUUCUCGGCUUUCCUAUCUAUUCUCAAAUGAUUUCUAUUCCACAUGUCAUCCACUGAGUGGUCACUUCCGAGCAGCUUUGCAGAGAGAGGGUCACCUCAAUGGUCUUGUACCCAUUACUGUAAUGUGCUUCUUUGAUUCUAAGCUAUCUAAUCUAUGUAAGAGCAUAAAACCUGAAAUCGAGUCAAAACCGUUGGAGGUGAUGUCAAUGGUUAUGGAUGCUGCCACAAGAUUAUCUGAAACUGUGUUUACUUCGAAAGAGAAUUUCUCAUUAAGAAGAAUAAGCCCAUACCCCCCUGAAGUUAUACAAUCUGUAGAGGCUUCAUGCCAGCAAGAAACUUAUAUUAAGGUUAUACAAGUUCCGUAUCUGGUGGAGGAGAAUGUUAAGCCUUCAACUCUGGAUGUUUCUUCAAAUAAGUAUUACAUGGAUGUCAUUGCCCGAGGUCUUGGAGCUGCAGAUGCUUCUAUGGUUAUGCUUUCCAGAUCUGUUGGAAAAGCAUCUUCUGAAACAAGGUUGUAUUUUCAUGCUCCCAAAAAAGAUCUCGAAGAUGGAGCAUUUAUGAAUGCAAGGGCCAGUUAUUUAUCUGGUCAGAUCAUAUAUGGAGAUGCUAUUUUGGCUACCAUAGGCUACACGUGGAAAUCUUGUGAUCUUUUCCACGAAGAUGUAACUUCCAGCACAUAUUAUAGGUUACUUAUGAACAAGGUACCUACUGGUAUAUACAAGCUGUCACGGGAGGCAGUACUUGUAGCUGAAUUACCUGCAAGAUUUGGGGCUCGAAGUAAUUGGAGGGGCUUGCUUCCAAGGGAUAUCCUCUGUACAUUUGCCCGUCAGCAUCAAUUACCUGAACCUGUUUUUUCCCUGGUCCCUGCCAAAGACAUAGAGGGACCUGAAGAAAUUUAUAGGUGUGAAGUGAAAUUACUCUCAAAGGGUCAAGAUUUAAUAUUACAUUGUUACCCCCGAGAUUUGUUUAAGAAGCAAAGUGAUGCUGUCCAAAAUGCAUCAUCAAAGGUGAUCUCAUGGCUAGGUGAUUACUUAAAGAAACUCAGUAUGCAACGAGAGGAUUUGACCAACGGAAAUGGUCUGGAUCUUGACUUCUAUCCUGAACAUAUCUCAAAGGAAUUGCAUUUUUUUUCGCUAGUUCACAAGUCAUGGUCGGGUUUUGAGGCUAACAGUAAAAAAGUACAAGCAUUUAGUGAUAACGUAUGUUCUUACAACAUACAAGGUCCAGACUCUGACAUUUUUCCAUCAAAUGGGUGUCUAGUAUGUGUAUGCUACAGUGUGUUUUUAGUGACUGAAGGUGAUAAAGAACUUCUAGAGAAAAAUGAAGAAUUUGAGUUUGAGUUUGGGAGUGAGGCUGUUAUUCCAGAUCUUGAAGCAGUUGUGGCACAGACGGGUGUGGGUCAAUCUGCUCAUUUUAGAGUGGAGAUGCCUCCUCGGGAGUUGAUUUUUGCAGCCAGUGCUGAUCUUUCACGGAGUCUUUCUUUACUCUCCGCAGGUGGAUGCGGCCUGGAAUACACCACAACUUUGUUGCGGGUUACGGAACCCAUGGAAGACAGAAUGGAAAAGGCUCAAUUUAGCCCUUCUUUAUCUAAGCAGCGUGUUAACUAUGCGGUGGGACACAUUAAGGAAUCUUCAGCAACUUUCCUGGUUGACUUUGGUUGUGGGUCUGGAAGCUUGUUGGACUCAUUACUGGAUUAUCCAACAUCACUGGAAAGAAUUAUUGGUGUUGACAUAUCAACUAAAGCCCUUGCUCGUGCAGCAAAGACCCUACAUUCCAAGCUAAGUACCAGUUGUAAUACUCAAACGCCAUGUAGCGGUAUCGAAUAUGCUCAGUUGUUAGAUGGUUCAAUCACAACCUUUGAUUCUCGGGUAUACGGAUGUGAUAUUGGAACAUGUUUAGAGGUGAUUGAACACAUGUCAGAAGACCAAGCAACCUUAUUUGGCAACGUUGUGCUGAGCUCCUUUUGUCCAAAACUUCUUAUCAUAUCCACCCCAAACUACGAGUACAAUGUAAUACUUCAAAAAUCAGCUCCUCAAACCCCAGAGGACGACAUGGAUGACAAAAACCCAACAAAACCUUGCAAAUUCCGCAACUUUGACCACAAAUUUGAGUGGACCCGGGAGCAGUUCAGAAUCUGGGCAUCUGAGCUUUCUGAAAAACACAACUAUGAUGUUGAAUUUAGUGGUGUUGGUGGUGUUGACGGCGUAGAACCUGGGUUUGCUUCACAGAUUGCAGUUUUCAGGCGUCGUUCUGAGCUUCCAGCUGACAAAGAUUCUGCAGCCGUGCCAUACAAAGUUGUAUGGGACUGGAAGAGGACUAACGGUUUGGAGGGACACGUUUAAUUUAUAUCCAACUAACCAAUUUUUGGUAGUUAAACAGCAUUAACAAGAUUCGCGGAAAGCCUGUUUUGUAGAGGUUUACUUACUGUGAAAAUAUGAAAUGAAACGGGGAUACUUCUGGAAUAAUUAUUGGGUCAUUUAGCUGGAUAAAGUACAAGAAUUCUAAGAUGUUGACUUGAUAUAUACAUGUUGAGACAAGUAUGAGACUUAAACAAGGCUUUUUAUCCUAA